Myripristis murdjan (pinecone soldierfish) is the source of this 2983-nucleotide messenger RNA. It is a transcript of the gene cnga1a, whose product is annotated as cyclic nucleotide gated channel subunit alpha 1a. Gene Ontology annotation, molecular function: intracellularly cAMP-activated cation channel activity; voltage-gated potassium channel activity; protein-containing complex binding. Gene Ontology annotation, biological process: monoatomic cation transmembrane transport; potassium ion transport. The coding region runs from base 527 to 2605 and encodes 692 amino acids. NCBI's taxonomy places the organism in Eukaryota, Metazoa, Chordata, Actinopteri, Holocentriformes, Holocentridae. Gene Ontology annotation, cellular component: intracellular cyclic nucleotide activated cation channel complex; plasma membrane. The transcript is spliced from 9 exons. The record is from RefSeq and is a predicted model, not a curated record.
UGGAGGGAAUUGAGGGGGGUGAGUAAAGCUGGGCAGCGACUGGACUAAAUCUUCUGUUGUCACACAUCUUUCGGGAAACUUAUGGCCAGUCGCUGACAAAAUAUUUAAAGUGUCUGUUUGUUUUUCUUUCUUCUUUUUUCGUUAAACUGGAUCCCUUGCGGAAAAAGGUUAACCAUGGGUUACCCAUACUUAAUUGAAAACUUCUUGUCUCCUGCUCCCGGUGGAGCGUGCAAGUAAGGAGGAUGAGUGUCUUUGCCUCUCCUCCUUUCAUCAUUCUCUAAUCCACAAAUCCUUUUCAGGGUCAUUAAGACUCCAUGACACAGUUAGUUAGACUCUAUGCUUAAGUGUCACUUGUCUAGCUAUGUUUUAGUGUUAUUUUAAUCAGAAUCAGAAGAUUGAUAUAAUAAAUAUGUUGCUAUUGUAAGCAGCCAGGUUACUGAUUCCCAAAGACCGCUUAAGGAGCUAAGGAAUAUGGACUUUACAUUACAUUAACCAGUAGGAAAGGUUAGACUCCAGAUCUGUUGCCAUGACCACUUCAAGCACUCCUAUCCACCUUGCAGUGUCACCUCGCAUUGCACCGCUAACUGCUGCAGACAGUGAAGAGCUCAGUGAGGAUGACUUAAGUGGACCUCAAUCAAGUCCUCAUCGUCUGUUCAACGUGAACAACAAUAAUAACAAUGAGGAAGAGGAGAAGAAGGAGAAAGAAGAAAAAGAAAAAAAAGAGCAGGAGGAGAAAGAAAAGAAGGAGAAAGAAGAACAGGAAGCGAAGGAGAAGGAAGAAAAAGAGAAAAAGGAAAAGGAAGAAAAGGAGAAAAAGGAGAAGGAAGAAAAGGAGAAAAAGGAGAAAGAAAAGCCCAAAGAACUGUUUGUCAUAAACCCUGCUGGGAAUUUAUACUACAACUGGCUAUUCAUCAUCACUAUACCAGUCAUGUACAACUGGACCCUGAUCAUAGCCAGGGCUAGUUUUGAGGAACUGCAGCAUAACUACUUUCUUUACUGGGUUUUUUUGGACUACGCCUCAGACAUAAUGUACCUUGCUGAUAUGGCUUUCAGGACCAGAACAGGUUACCUUGAGCAAGGCCUGAUGGUGAAAGAUGAGAAGCUGCUGCGGGACCGCUACGUCAACAGCCUUCAGUUCCGUCUGGAUGUCCUCUCUGUGCUGCCAACUGAUAUCUUCUACGUUGUCCUGGGCCUUGACUACCCAGAAAUCCGUAUCAACAGGCUACUGAGAAUUGGCCGGAUGAUGGAAUUCUUCACAAGGACAGAAACUAAAACCAACUACCCCAACAUCUUCCGCAUUGGAAACUUGAUCAUGUACAUCAUCAUCAUCAUCCACUGGAAUGCCUGCUUCUAUUUCUCCUUCUCCAAGUCUAUUGGCUUUGGGGCUGAUGACUGGGUAUACCCAGCUCUGGAUGAUCCUGACGAGCCUGCCUUUGGGACACCUAUGAGGAAGUAUUCUUUCAGCCUAUACUGGUCCACAUUGACCCUGACUACCAUUGGAGAAACCCCACCUCCAGCACUGGACACGGAAUUCCUCUUCCAUGUGGGAGACUUUCUAGUUGGUGUCUUGAUCUUUGCUACCAUAGUGGGAAACAUUGCUACCAUGAUCUCUAACAUGAAUGCCGCCCAAGCCCAGUUUCAGGCCCGCAUUGAUAACAUCAAGCAGUACAUGCAGGUGCGGAAGGUCAGCAAGGAUCUUGAAGACCGGGUCAUCAAAUGGUUUGACUAUCUGUGGAACAAUGGCAAAGCACAGGAUGAAAGGGAGGUGCUGCGGUAUCUACCAGACAAGCUUAAGGCUGAGAUUGCCAUCCAGGUACAUAUGGAGACACUGAAGAAAGUCCGCAUUUUUGCAGACUGUGAGGCUGGCUUGCUGAUUGAACUGGUGCUGAAGCUUCGGCCCCAGGUGUUCAGCCCUGGAGAUUACAUCUGUAAGAAGGGUGAUAUUGGCCGUGAGAUGUAUAUCAUCAAAGACGGAAAAUUGGCUGUUGUUGCUGACGAUGGGGUUACACAGUUUGUUGUCCUGGGCAGCGGCAGUUAUUUUGGUGAGAUUAGUAUCCUUGCUAUCAAAGGCAGCAAAGCCGGAAACCGGCGGACGGCCAACAUUCGUAGCAUCGGGUACUCAGACCUCUUCUGCCUGUCUAAGGAUGACCUGAUGGAGUCACUGACAGAGUACCCUGAUGCCAAAGGCAUGCUGGAGGAGAAAGGGCGGCAGAUCCUGAUGAAAGAUGGUCUAAUUGAGCUGGAUCCAAGCAAAAUCCUGCCCGAAACCCAGGAAUUGGAGGAGCAGGUCAACCGUUUGUACAGCAAUAUGGAGCUGAUGCAGAUGAAAUUGAAGAGGAUUCUAGGAAGUCACAAGGUCAGUCAGAAGGCCCUCAGGCAGCGUAUCACUGAUCUGGAGCGCCUGACAGGAGAAGAGGUGGAGGAAGAGGAAGAGGAAGAAGAGGAGAAGAAGGAAGUCCUGGUGGUAGAGGAGGAGAAAAAGGAAGAGGAGAAAACAGAUGAAGAAAAAGCAGAAGGGGAAAAAGGUGAGGAGGGAAAGGAAGAAGAGAAAAAAGAUGAAGAAAAAGGUGAAGAGACAAAGGAAGAGGGAAAAGGUGAGGACUAAAAGGAAGAGGGCAAAAAGUUGAGGAAGAGGAAAACAAAACAUAAACCCAUAGCUUCUGUAAAACACUAAGCACUUUUCUAUAUAGGCACAAUAGUAUUUUUCAAAUUAAGAUGUUUUUCUCUCAUUGGACUUGCUUGUUAAAUGGCUCGAUGACACGAACUGCAAAAAAAAAAAAAAAAAAAAAAAAAAACAGACUAACUAACAUUAACACACUAAUACUACAGACUGGUUGUAAUACCUGUUGGAAUGUCUCUCAUAGGGUAUUUCUAUGUAAUGCAUGUUCGCAAAUGAAUAUUCAUGAGAGUAAUUCUAUGUACAGAUAAUGAGCAGGACAAUGCCAAUGUUCAAAUAAAAUUUUCCUGUUUAUUGUGACUGUCA